AUGAACCGAGCUUAUCGAGCUCGCGGGUCAAGCUCGAACUUGACAGCUUAUCGAGCUCGAGCUCGAACAGACCUCCGCUCGACUCGUGAGCUUGUCAAGCCGCUUGCGGAUGUGACCUUCAGAUGCCGGAGGGAAAACAAAUCGAAGGUUUGGCAGGAAAACAAAUCGAAGGUCGGGCGUGCUGCUCGGAACUUUGAUGGAGCUCAGGAUGAUGAUAGAGCUCGGGUUGAUGAUGGAGCUUGGGACUAUGACGACACUCGGGACGACGACAGAGCUCGGGUUGAUGAUCGAGCUUGGGACGAUGAUGACACUCGGGACGACGACAGAGCUCGGGUUGAUGAUCGAGCUCAAGAUGAUGACGACACUCGGGACGACGACAGAGCUCAGGUCAACGACGGAGCUCGAGAUGACAACGAUGCUCAAGAUGACAAAAGAGAUCGGGUUAAUGACGGAGCUCAAGAGGACAGUGGAUGCGACAACGGAGUUCGGGACGACGGAGCUCACAUGUUGCUUGGGAUGUAG
Molecule: messenger RNA, 522 nt
Organism: Dendrobium catenatum
Lineage: Eukaryota; Viridiplantae; Streptophyta; Magnoliopsida; Asparagales; Orchidaceae
Product: prostatic spermine-binding protein-like
Exons: 1
Coding region: 1-522 (173 amino acids)
Source: RefSeq, a predicted model, not a curated record